This is a messenger RNA of Cylas formicarius (sweet potato weevil), 2293 nucleotides long. Its product is annotated as nose resistant to fluoxetine protein 6-like. NCBI's taxonomy places the organism in Eukaryota, Metazoa, Arthropoda, Insecta, Coleoptera, Brentidae. The transcript is spliced from 13 exons. The record is from RefSeq and is a predicted model, not a curated record. Gene Ontology annotation, molecular function: acyltransferase activity, transferring groups other than amino-acyl groups. Bases 47 to 2191 code for a protein of 714 amino acids.
GUGUGAAAACUGAACAUCGCAACAGUGGCGAAAUUUUUCGAGAAGGAUGAAGUUAUGUCCCAUAAUUUUCAGUAUCAUCGUCAUCAACUGGGAAUUGAUCAAUGCGGCUCACACGACCGAUUUCGCCCUAAGCGAACCUGAACUUGAUACCAAAAACGAAGCGACGCAAAUCCAAAACGGAACCGAGAACGAAAUCAAACUAUUGGGCGACAAUUUCGCAUUCUCUCUAAACCUGCAAGUGAUUGAAAAUAUCGUAAAGAAGAUAGAAAACGAAAAAUGCGUGCGCGACAUAAGGAUAUCUCUAAACUCGCUAGUGGAGGGCGAAGUGUGGGCUUUAAAAAUGUUCGACUCGCUUCCAAAAUUUCCAUCGGGUUUGUUAGACGGCAACCUUUUUGUAAUGGGGAAUUUCCACGAAUGUGUGGAAACCGAAUGGCGCCAAUCUAACUCAACUUUUUCGGGCCAGUAUUGUUUAGCUGAGGUUUAUUUCAAAUUGUAUAAGGAUAAUGGUGGAUUAUUUCGCAUGGAUCCGAAUCUUUCUCAGCACGUCCGGAUGAGAUUCAACUCCAGCGUCGUCCACUGGGGUAUGUGCGCGCCGUCCUCCUGUACACCGACCGACGUCAAGGUGUUCGUUGAGGAAACUUUUUCUAUUGUUGACAGUUUUGAAUCUCUACGUGCGAACGUUAAUGAUAAAAAUUGCUACGCUCGAAGGGAGACGCGCAUAACAAACGGCGAAAUCAUUUACGCGUCUCUUAUAGGUCUAGUUUUUCUAUUUGCGAUAAUGUCGACUACAGUACAUUACUGGCAAAUACAUCGACGAAAAAGAAGCGCAGUUUACAACAUAGACGGGUUACGAAGAGAAAUCUCCACUGCCAACGAGAUCAUCUUAUGUUUCUCCAUAAUAAGGGUGGUUAGGAGUCUGCUUCGUACGAAACCCAAUGAGUUUAACCUCGAGUGCAUAUGCGGCAUUAAGUUCUUGUCGAUGAUGCUGAUCAUCGCAGGUCAUUCCUUGAUUUUUAUAUUAGGCGGCCCGAUUUCGAACAUCAAAUUCAUCUCGAAAGAGUAUACCGACCCUUUAAAUGGAGUACUGGUUAAUCCUUUACUAGUCGAUACCUUUCUGCUGGUCAGCGGCUUUUUAAUGUGCCGACUUUUAUUGGCGGAACUCGAUAAAAGAAAUGGUAAAAUAAACAUAUUUGUCUUAUACAUUACUCGAUACGUGAGGUUAACUCCAGCUUAUUUGGUGAUUCUAGGCUUUUAUUUAACUUGGAUGUCUAGAUUAGCGGAAGGCCCUCUAUGGAACAAAACCAUUGUCACCGAAAAAGAAAAAUGUCAGCAAUCAUGGUGGACCAACCUGUUAUAUGUUAACAAUUAUAUUAAAACCGACUCAUUGUGCAUGUUCCAAUCAUGGUAUUUGGCAGCAGACUACCAUUUAUUUGUUCUAUCCCCAUGCAUUAUUUUUCCCCUGUGGAGGUGGAGAAAAGUUGGGAAACUACUACUAGCAAUAAUCAUGCUUGCUUCUAUAUCGUUGCCGUUCUAUAUAACUUAUAUUGGAAACUUGGACCCUACUUUGUUAGCAUUUCCCCCAGAAAUCCAAGACAUAUCGUCAAAUAAGUAUUUCUUAACCGCUUACGUCAAAACGCAUAUGCGAGCCAGUUCUUACUGUUUCGGACUACUUCUUGGUUACAUAGUGUAUAGAAUCCAAUCGGCAGAGACCAAAAUUUCCAAUAUUAUAAUGUGGAGUGUUUCAAUAUUGGUAGGAGCAAUAUGUUUAGCCAGUAUGCUCUCCAUAGUCAUAUUUUUCAGUCCCACCCACACAGAUAGCAAUAUGGAAAACGCAAUAUAUGCGGCGCUUCAUAGAGUGGGGUGGUGCUUGGGAAUUGGUUGGAUCAUACUUCUUUGUGUGACCGAACAUGCAGAACCCAUAGCUAAAUUCUUAUCGUGGAAGCCAUUUGUAACACUCAGUAGACUGACAUACUGCGCGUAUCUAAUAAAUGGCUUUAUUGUGAUUUAUGAUAAGGGUGUAAUUAGGGACACCAUCUAUUUGGAUAAAUAUCAACUGAGUUGCAAAAUUUUGGGACAUCUUGUCAUUACAUUUUCAGCAGCUUUCUUAUUGUGCAUAUUUUUCGAAUCUCCGAUCCAUGGACUGGAAAAACUCAUGCUGAAAAAGUUUUCCAACUCCGCAGUUACUAAAUAAAUAUGAAGAAACCUAAACAGCCGCUAAUAUCAAUACCACCUGAUAGUAUUUGGUUUUAAUAUUUAAGAAAGAAAUAAAAAUUGGCAUAUUUUUAUUAACAAU